Molecule: messenger RNA, 354 nt
Organism: Naegleria gruberi
Lineage: Eukaryota; Heterolobosea; Eutetramitea; Acrasida; Naegleriidae
Exons: 1
Coding region: 1-354 (117 amino acids)
Source: RefSeq, a predicted model, not a curated record
AUGGGCUCUAAUGGAUUUGAUCAUGUAUAUAUUGACAAGAAAACUGGUAAUUUAAUAAUUUUAGAAUCCAAAUUAACCACUAAAAGCAAUAAUCCAACUUAUGGAACAAGUGGUGGUCACAAACAAGGAACAAAAGAGUAUGUAAAUGACGUUGUUCAACGUAUGAAAGAAAGUAACCAACCUAUGACUAAAAUUGCUGCCCAGUUAAUAGAGAGAAAGGUUAGUGAAGGUAAGGUUGAUUUUGUAAUUCACCAUACCAAAAUGGAAGAAAAUGGAGAUUUUAUGGUACUGGGAAAUACUAAAUUUUAUAAAAAAGAGGGGCCAACUAGAGAGAAUUUCGAUAUGGUGUCCUAA